Messenger RNA from Pseudoliparis swirei, 561 nucleotides. RefSeq names its product cuticle protein 16.5-like. The transcript has a single exon. The record is from RefSeq and is a predicted model, not a curated record. Bases 1 to 561 code for a protein of 186 amino acids. NCBI's taxonomy places the organism in Eukaryota, Metazoa, Chordata, Actinopteri, Perciformes, Liparidae.
AUGGCCCAGCCUGUAGUAGCCAUGGCCCAGCCUGUAGUAGCCAUGGCCCAGCCUGUAGUAGCCAUGGCCCAGCCUGUAGUAGCCAUGGCCCAGUCUGCAGUAGCCAUGGCCCAGCCUGCAGUAGCCAUGGCCCAGCCUGCAGUAGCCAUGGCCCAGUCUGUAGUAGCCAUGGCCCAACCUGCAGUAGCCAUGGCCCAGCCUGCAGUAGCCAUGGCCCAGCCUGCAGUAGCCAUGGCCCAGCCUGCAGUAGCCAUGGCCCAGCCUGUAGUAGCCAUGGCCCAGCCUGCAGUAGCCAUGGCCCAGCCUGUAGUAGCCAUGGCCCAGCCUGCAGUAGCCAUGGCCCAGCCUGUAGUAGCCAUGGCCCAGCCUGCAGUAGCCAUGGCCCAGCCUGUAGUAACCAUGGCCCAGCCUGUAGUAGCCAUGGCCCAGCCUGUAGUAGCCAUGGCCCAGCCUGCAGUAGCCAUGGCCCAGCCUGUAGUAGCCAUGGCCCAGCCUGUAGUAGCCAUGGCCCAGCCUGCAGUAGCCAUGGCCCAGCCUGUAGUAGCCAUGCAGCGGUCAUGA